AUCCCCUUCCAGGACGAGGGGGGCGAGGAGCAGGAGCCGAGCAGCGACAGCGCCUCGGCGCAGCGCGAUCUGGACGAGGUCAAGUCGUCCCUGGUCAACGAGUCGGAGAAUCAGAGCAGCAGCUCGGACUCGGAGGCGGAGAGGCGCCCGCAGCCCGCCCGGGACGCUUUCCAGAAGCCGCGGGACUAUUUCGCCGAAGUGAGAAGGCCCCAGGACGGCUCGUUCUUUAAGGGACCCGCGUACCCGGGGUACCCCUUCCUGAUGAUCCCGGACCUGAGCAGCCCGUACCUCUCCAACGGCCCCCUGUCUCCCGGAGGAGCGCGCACGUACCUGCAGAUGAAAUGGCCCCUCCUUGAUGUCCCCUCCAGUGCCACAGUCAAAGACACGAGGUCACCAUCUCCAGCACACUUGUCUAACAAAGUUCCCGUUGUCCAGCACGCACAUCACAUGCACCCGUUGACACCCCUCAUCACCUACAGCAACGACCACUUCUCCCCCGGCUCCCCUCCUACACACCUCUCCCCAGAGAUCGAUCCAAAGACAGGAAUCCCUCGGCCCCCUCACCCGUCUGAGCUGUCACCAUAUUACCCACUAUCUCCUGGAGCUGUUGGACAGAUCCCCCAUCCCCUCGGCUGGCUUGUCCCACAGCAAGGACAGCCCAUGUACUCCCUCCCUCCUGGUGGCUUCCGGCACCCUUACCCUGCCCUUGCCAUGAACGCCUCAAUGUCCAGCCUGGUCUCCAGUCGCUUCUCCCCUCACAUGGUGGCUCCUGCCCAUCCCGGCCUGCCCACCUCAGGGAUCCCCCACCCAGCCAUCGUCUCCCCAAUUGUCAAACAGGAGCCAGCACCCCCCAGCCUGAGCCCCGCGGUGAGCGCGAAAUCCCCCGUCACCGUGAAGAAGGAGGAGGAGAAGAAGCCACAUGUGAAGAAGCCUCUGAAUGCCUUCAUGUUGUAUAUGAAGGAGAUGAGGGCCAAGGUGGUGGCUGAGUGCACCCUGAAGGAAAGUGCGGCCAUUAACCAAAUCCUGGGAAGAAAAUGGCACAAUCUGUCUCGAGAAGAGCAGGCCAAAUACUACGAGCUGGCCCGGAAGGAGCGGCAGCUUCAUUCCCAACUCUACCCAACCUGGUCAGCGCGGGACAAUUAUGGUAAGAAAAAGAAGAGGAAGCGAGAGAAGCAACUGUCACAGACACAGUCACAGCAGCAAGUCCAAGAGGCAGAGGGUGCUCUGGCCUCCAAGAGCAAGAAGCCAUGUGUUCAGUACCUGCCCCCUGAGAAGUCUUGUGACAGCCCUGCCUCUUCCCAUGGCAGCAUGCUAGACUCCCCUGCUACCCCCUCUGCCGCCUUAGCCUCACCAGCUGCACCAGCUGCCACUCACUCAGAGCAAGCUCAGCCCCUCUCCCUCACCACCAAGCCAGAGACACGGGCCCAGCUGGCUCUCCACUCAGCUGCCUUCCUGUCAGCUAAGGCUGCAGCCACUUCGUCCAGCCAGAUGGGUAGCCAGCCUCCUCUCCUUUCCCGACCCCUUCCUCUAGGGUCCAUGCCCACCGCUCUGCUCACCUCUCCCCCUUCCUUCCCAGCCACACUCCAUGCCCACCAGGCUCUCCCUGUGCUACAGGCCCAGCCCCUUUCCUUGGUCACCAAGUCUGCCCACUAAGCCGGCCUCCCCCCCAUCCCCCCCGCCCCCGUUCCCCACUCCCAAUCUAUGCAGGCUGUCACAUGACUCAUUGAGUAGUAAUCAUUCAGAAGAAGAAGAAAAAAAAAGGAAACUUUAUUGGUCAAUAUUUGACCACUCUGGACUGUUUUGUAAAGUGACUGGUAACAAACAGUGCUUUACAUUUUGUAGAUGUAACCAGUAGCUGAUCUUCAGGCUUUUUUUUUUAAAUAAAAAAAAACAAAAACAAAAGCAAAAAAAAA
Molecule: messenger RNA, 1913 nt
Organism: Dipodomys ordii (Ord's kangaroo rat)
Lineage: Eukaryota; Metazoa; Chordata; Mammalia; Rodentia; Heteromyidae
Gene: Tcf7l1
Product: transcription factor 7-like 1 (T-cell specific, HMG-box)
Exons: 12
Biological process (GO): canonical Wnt signaling pathway; regulation of transcription by RNA polymerase II
Cellular component (GO): beta-catenin-TCF complex
Molecular function (GO): DNA-binding transcription factor activity, RNA polymerase II-specific; RNA polymerase II cis-regulatory region sequence-specific DNA binding
Source: RefSeq, a predicted model, not a curated record